AACAGGACAUAUAUUUGAAAUUUUUGGGUACUGUUUGGCGACAGCCCACAAAAUAACCGUUUGUCAUUUCUCCCAAAAUUUGAAUUUCAAUCAAUCCUUUCUCCCCGCUCUCUCUCGCUCUCUCUCUCUCUCUCUCUCACACACACACACACACAAAGACUCACACACACACACACACAAACACUCACACACACACACACAAACACUCUCACACACACACGCAGAAAACGUCGAUCGACUCAGAUUUGGAGAAGCCCAAGCAUGAAUCACUACCACAUUUAUGAAGCCAUCGGCCGCGGCAAAUACUCGACCGUGUACAAAGGAAGAAAGAAGAAGACAAUCGAGUAUUACGCGAUUAAGAGCGUGGAUAAAUCUCACAGGAGCAAGGUUCUUCAAGAAGUGAGAAUUCUUCACACUUUGGAUCACUCUAAUGUGCUAAAAUUCUACUCAUGGUAUGAAACAUCAGCUCAUUUGUGGUUAGUUUUGGAGUACUGUGUUGGAGGAGAUCUAAUGACCUUAUUGCAACAGGAUGGUAAGCUUCCUGAAGAGUCUAUACAUGAUUUGGCUCAUGACCUUGUUAGAGCCCUGCAGUAUUUGCAUUCAAAGGGAAUUAUCUACUGUGACUUAAAACCAUCAAACAUUCUACUGGAUGAAAAUGGACAUACAAAGUUAUGUGACUUUGGAUUAGCGAGGAAACUGAGUGACAUAUCCAUGACACCUUCUUCCCAGCUUCCACAAGCAAAGCGUGGAACUCCGUGUUACAUGGCUCCUGAAUUAUUCCAAGAUGGAGGUGUUCAUUCAUACGCUUCUGAUUUCUGGGCUCUUGGUUGUGUACUGUAUGAGUGUUAUACUGGCAGGCCUCCAUUUGUUCAGAAGGAAUUCACUCAGUUGGCAAAGUCAAUUCUUUUAGAUGCACCUCCUGCUCUUCCUGGUAGUCCAACCCGUCCAUUUGUAAAUCUGAUAAAUUCUCUUUUGAUCAAAGAUCCAGCUGAAAGGAUACAGUGGCCUGAACUUUGCAAUCAUGCUUUUUGGAGAACAAAGUUUGUUCCACUGACACUACCUCCUCAGCCUGCGUUUACUAACAUGAUAGAGCUGUCUUCUGAACCGCGGCUUACAGAGCGCAAUGGAGAUAGACCUCUUCGAAACAAGACUUUGUCCAACACUUGUGGAAAAGAUUUAAGAGUGCCUAGCAAACAAGAUGAGAAUUUUACUGCGGGAGUGAAAGGAGAAGAUACACCAAUUAGGGGUGUCUAUAACAGCCGUAAACCCCAAACGAAAGCUUCAGGUAGAAUACCUGAUGGUAAGGACAAAGAUGCUUCAAAUAAUAUGGGUGGUGUGAAUCUCCUGAGGCUUUCAAGGAUUGCAAAAUCCAACCUGCAGAGGGAAAAUGAGAAAGAGAACUACAGAAGACCAUUACCUAAUAACACUAAGAAUGAGGCAGAAGUCAAAAUUGAAAAUAAUGACAUGGAACUUGAUUUCAAUGAGAGCACAGAAGAUGAUGGACAUGAUGAAACUGAAGGGUCUGACAUUGCAUCCUCUACCGCUGAAGAUAACAUAUCAACUCCAAGCAAGCAUGAGGGGAAGCCCGAGGAGAUGAACAACAUAAUAAAUCAGUCAGACACAUCUAACACAGUUGACACACCUUUAUUCAAUGAGUCAAAAUCACAAGAAAAUGAAUCAUCUUCAGACCACAUGGAGGAGAGCAUUGCGGCGCCUACACCACCUACUGCUAGUCCUCAGCUCAAGACCCCAAGGACCAGAGAUGUUUCUGGGCGUGCCCUUGACUUUGAUGCGAUAAAAUCAUCUUCAGAUCUCUCAGAUGUGCUAUGGCAUCCAUCUGAUCUCUCAGUCAGACCAGUAAUGCCUAGCAGAAAAUUUGAUAAAGGAUCAGAUGCAAUUCCUUCCCUUCCAUUUCAUGCAUUUCCACCAUCUGAUUUUGUGAAAUUGCCUAAGGAUAAAUUGGAUAUUCUGUAUAACAGAAUUGUAAGUAUCCUGAAUGGGAAUGUCAAUGGGGAGAAGGAAAAUGUAAUUAGGUAUCUUGAGAUUUUAGGCACCAAUGCUGAGGCUGCCAAUGUUUUGACUAAUGGGCCAAUAAUGCUUGUUAUUGUCAAAAUGUUAAGGCAGUCUAAGGCAUUGGCUUUGCGUGUAAAACUGUCAUCACUAAUAGGCCUGUUGAUUCGCCAUUCCACUUCCAUUGGAGAUGAUUUGGCAAAUUCUGGAAUUUUAGGUGCUCUCACCGAUGGCCUCAGAGACAGACAAGAAAAAGUGAGAAGGUUUUCUAUGGCUGCUAUGGGUGAAUUGCUCUUUUACAUAUCAACUCUAAAUGAUGCUGCAAGGGAUAAUAAUCCCCAGGAAUCUCCAUCUAAAGACAGCCGACCCUCUUCUAGCUGGCAGGUUCCAAAUUCAUUGAUCUCUUUGAUCUCAUCUGUCUUACGGAAAGGAGAGGAUGAUCUUACUCAGCUUUAUGCUUUAAGAACAAUAGAGAACAUCUCUAGUCACGGAGGAUAUUGGGCCACACGUUUCACCAGCCAAGAUGUAAUUAGCAACCUUUGUUAUAUAUUCAGGGCUCCAGGAAAACAAGAGAGCAUGAGACUCACUGCUGGAUCAUGUUUGGUUCGUCUUGUUCGUUUCAGCCCACCCAGCAUUCAACAAGUUAUUGAGAAGCUUCCUCUCAAGGACAUCAAUUCUAGUGUUUUCAAGGGCAAUCAACGUGAACAACAAAUCUGCUUAAACCUUCUAAACAUGGCAAUGCUAGGAAGCCAUUUGCUGACAAAUGCUGGGCGACACCUUCUUCCCCUAAUGGAAGAUAAGAAUCUUGUCUCAAAUCUCAUCUCACUUAUUGAACAGGGAAGUGAAGUCCUGAGGGGCAAAGCACUCCUCUUUGUGGCUUUACUUUGUAAAAAUGGGAAGAGAUGUCUCUCACAGUUUUUCUGCAAUGCAAGACUGCUGUCAACUGUGGAUAGGCUUGCGAAAGAGAAAGAUAAAUAUGUGCAGCAUUGUCUAGAAGCAUUUGUGCAUUCUGUGGUGUCAGCUUUACCAGGUUUGCUGGAAUCUAUUACAGGAGAUAUUCAACAACUUCUGGGGGGCAGGCGUCAUGGACAGAUUUCAGGUCUCAACAGCCGGAAUUCUCCAAAGAACAGUAUUCAUUUCUUUCCUGUGGUUCUCCACCUUCUAGGGAGUUCUUCAUUUAAGCAUUCAGUAGUCACCCCACAGGUACUGCAGCUGGUGGCAAAUCUACUUAAACUGACAGAAUUGCCUUUCCAGGGCAGGGAUGACUUUCAGAUAACUCUUCUGCGAGUUCUGGAAUCAAUCUCAGAGGAGUCAACGGCAGUCAGUAAUAACCCCAUCAUUUUCAUCCGCCAAGUUCUUCCUGGCCUGACUACUCUAUACAAGGGAAACAAAGAUGGAGAUGCCCGUUUUCUAUGCUUGAAGAUUUUCUUUGACGUCAUGGUCCUUUUCCUGAAUGAGGCAUUCGAGGAUGAACAAAGGCCAGCAGAAGAAUUGAAGUCUGUGUCUAAUGUUCACUUCCUCCCUCUCUACCCAUCUUUGAUUGAGGAUGAAGACCCCAUUCCUAUGUAUGCCCAGAAAUUGCUUGUGAUGCUCAUUGAGUCCGAUUACAUAAAGACCUCAGAUAUUCUUCACAUGAAAGCAGUCCCACAGUGCUUUGAAUCUCUGCUAGGUGAUUUUUCAACUAUAAAUGUAAGCAAUGUAAUGCUUUGCCUGGCUCUAGCAUCUGCCCCAGAACUUGAAACCAGGAUCCUCUCCCAAUUAAAAGUAGUGAGGAAGAUUGGAAAUCUUUUAGAAUUUGUUCAUGCAAAGGAGAUGGAAGAUUUCAUCGAGCCAACACUUGGUCUUUGUAGGGCAUUCCUUUUACGCUCUGUAAGCUCUAGAACAGGCUUUGUCCAUUCAAAGCAGCCCACACUCUUAUAUGACGGUCCUAGCGAAAAUUCAGCUGACCAGCAACCGUCCAUAAAAGAUAUAAUAGACUUUGGGGCCAAUGUUGGAGUUUUGCUGGAACUGAGCAAGUCCUGUGAGGUCAUUAUUGCCGAUUUGGCAUCUGAAUGUUUGGUUUUGCUGUUCAAGGCAGCUCCAAGAGAAGCAACCAUGAACUUUCUAAUGAACCUCUACAAGGUCCCUGUUUUACUUGAGACGGGCGGCAAUGGCACCUCCCACUUGGUGGUAGUGCGAGUUCUGCAUGCUCUUGGUUUUUCCUGCCGACAGUAUCUGUUACAUUCAAUGAUAUUAUCAAUUUGUACGUCGGACAUGGCAAAAAUUGAAGCGAUUAUUUCGGAUCUUAGAGGUUCCAACAUAAAAAGCGUAGUUGAUGCCUCCUCUCGGGUGGCAAAGGAGUUGCAGCGGAUACAUCGUUAGGUUUUACCUCUGAGGAACCAAAAUAGUUCCUAAAAAAGAGCAGGACAGACAAUCCCUGCAGAUGCAGAAGCUCACAAGGUGACACAAUCUAUUCAUGUCCCUUUUUCUAAUUGUAUUACGGUAUCUAUGUAACAUUUUGUAUCAUAACAAUAUAUGUCGAGUUCAACUCCAUUUGUUCUCCCAGCA
This is a messenger RNA of Sesamum indicum (sesame), 4557 nucleotides long. RefSeq names its product kinase family with ARM repeat domain-containing protein. Gene Ontology annotation, biological process: protein phosphorylation; cytokinesis by cell plate formation; phragmoplast assembly. The record is from RefSeq and is a predicted model, not a curated record. NCBI's taxonomy places the organism in Eukaryota, Viridiplantae, Streptophyta, Magnoliopsida, Lamiales, Pedaliaceae. Gene Ontology annotation, molecular function: microtubule binding; protein kinase activity; ATP binding.